Lineus longissimus is the source of this 1690-nucleotide messenger RNA. Its product is annotated as putative nuclease HARBI1. The record is from RefSeq and is a predicted model, not a curated record. The coding region runs from base 1 to 1230 and encodes 409 amino acids. The transcript is spliced from 2 exons. NCBI's taxonomy places the organism in Eukaryota, Metazoa, Nemertea, Pilidiophora, Heteronemertea, Lineidae.
AUGGCCGCCAACAUUGCAAUCUUUCCACUUCAGCCACAAAUUCAGGCAAUUCGACAAUAUAAUCGCACUUUUAAUCAUCUUGAGCGCUUUAAUGAUAAGAAACUAUUUAAAAGGUAUCGUUUUGAGUUGGAUGGGAUUGAAUUUAUAUGUGAUUUAGUGAGAGAGGACCUCGAAAGAGCAAGUGGUAGGUCAAUGGCCCUCACAGUGGAAAUACAAGUGCUCCUUGCCUUGCGUUUUUUUGCUUCGGGGGCAUUUUUGGAGGCAAUAGGAGACACCCUUGGUGUAGACAAGGGAUCAGUAUCAAGAGCUGUGCGUGAUGUAAGUGCUGCGUUACACCGCCGGAGGGAUGAAUUUAUAAAAUGGCCAAUCCAAGUCGAAGAGCGGCGUAAAGUACAGAUGGGUUUCUACAACAUCUCAGGCUUCCCAAGAGUACUCGGCUGCAUAGACGGCACCCAUGUGAGGAUUAUAUGCCCAAAUGCGCCACUCUUGCCAGUAGAAGCACCACCACCUCCACCACCACCACCAGCAGAUGAUGAAGAGCAGCUACCACAGCAGGCACAGCCAAUGCCAAAUGCAGCACGGCCAGAGGAAGAUCCACAUGAUGAUGAUCCACAGCAGCCUCAGCAGCAGGGAAGGGUCCCAAACUAUGAAGCGUCAUUCGUUAAUCGCAAGGGCUACCACAGCCUAAACAUCCAGGCAGUCUGUGACCACACUGGAAAGUUCACAAACAUAGUGGCAAAGUGGCCUGGAGCUACCCAUGACAGCUACAUUUUCCGUAACUCAGCCCUCUCCGUCCACAUGGAAGCGAAUAACCCAAGAGGAGAGGACGGGAUGAUGUUAGGAGAUAGUGGCUAUCCUUGCAGGCCAUUCCUCAUCACCCCCUACCCCAACCCUACAACACCUCGUGAGCAGCACUUUAACAAGUCCCUCUGUGGCACAAGAGUUCGCAUUGAACAUGCCUUUGGUGUCCUCAAACGGCGAUUCCAUGUGUUGCAUGGCGAAGUUCGCAUGCAACCUGAACGUGUGGUAAAGAUUGUGUCGGCGUGCACAGUGUUGCACAAUAUUGCAGUCAUGAGGGGAGAACGGGAGCCCCCAGAGGACGAGAGUGACAACAGUGAUCUUGAGAAUAACGACAUUGAUAGCGACAGUGAUAGUGAUGGUGGAGACGAUUAUGAUGGGCCAGAAAAUGGACGACUUUACAGGGAUUACCUGGCAACCAAAUACUUCUAAAGGUAAACUAUAGGCAGCAGCUAGGUAUAGGCAAGAAAAAGUUAAUAGACGAAGCAGCCAAUUAUAUCGUCUCCCAUAUCUCACAGUAUGUUAAAACCAUUCCAUACUUCAUACUGAAUCUGACAUGACCAAGUGCCCUUGCUGUGUAUAUUAGUCACCUGAAGAUGACCAAUUUAACCCCCUAACCAAUGCCUAUAGUUUCCCUUUUUAAAAUGCUAUCUGAGUAAACUGAUUAAAUUCAAUUAAGCCCCAGUUAGUAAUUGGCAAUUUAAUCAACGCAAGCUCAGCUUGAAUCUUUAUACCAUUUCAUUCAUAAUAAAUACAUGUACAAUUUCGUUUAUAAUAAUGCUGUAAUGUACAAUGUAAUGUACAAUGUAAUAUAUGUACAUGUUAAUAUUUUCCUGGCAGUCCUUAAAGUUAAAAAUUCACAAAUUUGUGAAGGGCCUCCUCUUCCAUUUUC